Messenger RNA from Peronospora farinosa, 1050 nucleotides. The record is from the annotation of a GenBank genome assembly. NCBI's taxonomy places the organism in Eukaryota, Oomycota, Peronosporomycetes, Peronosporales, Peronosporaceae.
AUGACUGAUCCGCAGCCUGUAAAGGUGCCACCGACGUUCAAGACGCUUUUGCCGUUCAUUCGACGUGCCGAGGAGCUAGAUAGGGACACGUCACGCCCCGAGUCAAAGCUCAUUGCGUACUUUUGUCGCCAGUAUGCGAUGGAGCUUGGUAUAAAGCUGCGUGAGAACGAUACAUCCAACGAAGCAACAGAUUAUUUGCUGUCACUUAUGGACCGCCUCGAGGGCGAAAAAGAAAAGCUACCAGAAUUUACACAAGAGGAAGGAAAGGAAAUCUGUGAGGAUUUUGCUAUGGAAAUCUUUUCGAAGGCGGACGAUGAAGACCGCACAGGCAUAGCAACCAAGAGUACAGCUCGCACAUUCUACGCCGCCGGCACGUUUUUUGACAUUCUGCACCAAUUUGGAGACAUUUCGGAAGAUGUUCAGGAGAAGCGACGGUACUGCAAAUACAAGGCUGCGACGAUAUUGAAGGCGAUUAAAAAUGGAAAAGUCCCGACACCUGGCUCUCCGGAAGAAAUGGACAUAAGAAAUACUGACAACGCAAGCGACGAUGCAGCGCCGAUAACGACAGCAAUUAAUUCUGUUCCGCAAGCAGCUGCACCAGCUAUGCCGAGAUCUGAUUCCCCGCCACCGCGACCCGUGGAGCAGUCUUCUUUUUUUCGCGCACCGAGUCAGCGAGUUCUGCUGCCACCGACCCUUCCUUCAGCACCGAGUCAUUCCGUUCCUGCUCCAAUGUAUUCAGCUCCCACGGCCUCGACCCCAGCUUCGGCAUACCACCCCCAUGCUACUCCGACGCCACCACCACCCCCAGCACAGCUAGCCCCGCUUCCGUCAUUCAGACCCCCUUCUGCUCCAACACCGUCAAUUCAACCUGCUCCCAGCUAUACACCGCAAAAAACUUCUGUUCAUACCCGUACGACGCCUGUAUCACAAAGCGAGAUUAACGACGCAAUUGAAUUCGCCAAGUUCGCCGUCGCUGCUCUCAAGGUGAAAGACAUGAAGCUGGCAGAAGAACGUCUGGAAAUGGCGCUGCGCAAUAUUAGAGGAGCGUAG